Gilbertella persicaria is the source of this 1244-nucleotide messenger RNA. RefSeq lists its product as uncharacterized. The record is from RefSeq and is a predicted model, not a curated record. Lineage: Eukaryota; Fungi; Mucoromycota; Mucoromycetes; Mucorales; Choanephoraceae. The coding region runs from base 187 to 1236 and encodes 349 amino acids. The transcript is spliced from 7 exons.
GUCCAUAAUAAGCUCUUUGUUUGGUAAAUUGAUGAUCUUCUGUACAGCUAUCCUCCUUGUUAAUUUUUUAAAAUAUAUAUAUAUGUGUGUGUGUGUGUGUCAGCCUAUGAGUUGUUUUUGUAAAACAGCAUCAACAAAAGGAGGUCAAACGAAACUUGUUUUGAACACUAUGGUCCAUUUGUAUACAUGUCUUUUGUAAGAAAAAGGAGGAGCGUACGAUUUCCUUUCUUUUUUCUCUUUCUUCUUUUCAUUAGCAUGGCAGUAGACACUCUCGUUUAUUCAGAAUCAACCAAUCCAGAUACUAUGGAACUUGUGUCUGAAAUGAUUUCUUUAGCUUGUAUUUCUGUCCUGGCUGCUGCUAUCGGAUCAAAGACAUAUGGCGAGAAAAUAAAAUCAUUAAAUUAUGGCCGUGUACUUGUUAUUUUACUCUAUUCGUUUUCGUUGGCUUUCUCUAUUACAUCCAUUAUUGUCGUAUCAACUAACAACCAUAAUAUCGUCUCAUGUACCUUGGGUAUGCUUGCUUGUGAUUUCUUUUAUGCAGGCAGUAAAGUAGUCACUUAUGCUUGGCUUAUAGAACGAGUUCAUCUAGUAACAGCUGUCAAAACCAUUCGACUCAAGACAAGACGUUAUAAGAUUCAUUUGUUGAUGUUGUUUCCUUAUGCUAUCAUUUUCAUUUUAAUGUUGAGCUUUAGAAAUAUUUACCUUGAGCCGGAUGGCACUUGCACUAUUGGUUUGCAAGAUAUUGCUAGUAUUCCACUCUUGGUUUAUGAUUUUAUCUUUAAUCUGUAUCUUACUUGGCUUUUCAUGCAUCCUCUUACAAACAUUGGUCGAAACACACGUACGAAUUGGAAGAUCUCAAGGCUCUAUAAACUAGCAAGGAGAACCUUAGUUGCCUCACUUGUGUGUCUGUCUGUCUCGUUUAUCAAUGUCUUGUUAGUUGUAUUGAGUCAUGGUCACCAGAGAGGAUUGAUUUGCUUGACAUUUUGUACGGUAGAUGUCACAGUCAAUGUGGUUACUAUUCAUUGGGUCACAUCCAACCAUCAUACAUCAGGCACAGGAACCAACAGAACAAGACAAAACGACGAAGAUCAUGUUACUGCAGACAUGACAUUUGAUAUUGACAAUUGCGAAAAAGCACCUCGGUUUGAAGCACAUACAGCUCAACCAAGUAGUAUGGAAGAAGACUAUGAAGACAUUGCAUUAGAAGAUGUUACUAUUGGAAAAGACUUUCAAUAAAUAAGGGC